GGUCAACUCUUUUUAUUUUCUUACAUAAAAACAUGGAACAUCAAGUCAUUCAUUUCACCCCUGUUUCAAAACACUGAAAACCAACAUCAACAAAUUCAACUAACCAUUGGCAGACUCUGUGCAGAAAACUCCCACCAUCACCACCACCAACAACAGCUUCACCUCAUCAUCCAUGGAGCUUUUCCAACGCGCCAAAGCCGUCCGCCUCCGCAGCCACCACGACAAGUACCUCCACGCCGAAGAAGACGAAGAAUCCAUCAACCAAGAACGCAACGGCUCCUCCAAAAACGCCAAAUGGACUGUCGAACACAUCCCCGAAUUCGACAACAUCAUCCGUCUCAAAAGCUGUUACGGAAAGUACCUAACAGCCUCCAAUCAGCCGCUACUCCUCGGCGUCACCGGCCGGAAAGUUGUUCAAACGCUGCCGCGGAGACUCGAUUCGUCUGUUGAAUGGGAGCCUGUAAGGGAUGGUGCGCAGGUUAAGCUGAAAACGAGAUACGGGAAUUUUUUGAGAGCGAAUGGUGGGUUGCCGCCUUGGAGAAAUUCUGUUACGCAUGAUAUUCCGCAUCGGAGUGCUACGCAGGAUUGGAUUCUUUGGGAUGUUGAUGUUCUUGAGAUUCAUGUUGGGAAUCCUCCUCCUCCUCCGAUUCCGCAUUCAGAUUCUCUUGACUUUGGAUCUUCGGCUCUUUCCUUCAAAUCUAAUCGGUUUGAUAGACAAGAGUCAACAGAUAGUGUUGGUUCACCGCCGAAGAUGGAGGGGCGAACGAUAUACUACCAUGUUGCUGAGGAAAAUGGAGACGUGGAUGAUGAGAAUGUGCAGGGCUAUUCUUUAGUCUUCAAUGGGAAUGAUGUUGAGCAGUUGACUCGUAAGUUCGUGGAAGAAACUGGACUUGAUGGAGUUAUUGUGUGUAGUCGAAGUCCUUUGAAUGGAAAACUUUACCCUCUUCGCUUGCAUCUUCCUCCAAACAAUGUUAUGAUGCAAGUUGUUUUGGUCCUUGCCUCCUCGAAAGUUGCAAAAGAAUUUGAAGAACAAGGUUUACUGUGACCAGCUAUAUCUUUGGAGUCUUAAACCUAUUAAAGUGCAAGGCCAAUGUACAUUGUGACCCAGUGGGUUUCAAUUCUAUUUUAUAUCAUUUAAUUUAAAAUAUGCUGAAAAACUUCGCCUUGCUCGAGCGAGUCUAUUGUAGGCAGUAAUCUUUAUGUUGGCGAUCUCGCUAUUGUUAGUGCUAAACAGUAGUCAUUAUUAUUGGCAAUGUCGCCAUGCUAGACAAUAGUCUUUAUUGUUGGCUAUCUCAGUCUCAGCUAUUGUUAAUGGUAGCUUUGGAUUCGGGUACUUUGUUGUUGUAAUUUACUGUAAUUCAUUAUAUUUUUUUAGAAGUAUCUCUUGUACAGAGAUCAUUAAUCAGAAAGCUACAGUCAUGGAUUUUUUCAGGCCGAUAUAAAUGUCAGAAAUUAGAAACAUUUUUAAA
Vicia villosa (hairy vetch) is the source of this 1469-nucleotide messenger RNA. RefSeq lists its product as uncharacterized. The record is from RefSeq and is a predicted model, not a curated record. The transcript is spliced from 3 exons. The coding region runs from base 173 to 1045 and encodes 290 amino acids. Lineage: Eukaryota; Viridiplantae; Streptophyta; Magnoliopsida; Fabales; Fabaceae.